UUGGUAAUUGAAAAGAGAGGGAGAGCGAAGAGAAUGAGAUAACGGUUUGAUGAAGUAGGGAUAAUGGAGUGUUGGUUAUUGUUUGAGUGACUAACUUUACAUAUUUCUUCCCUUACAAAACAUUAUCUGAAUCUCGCACAUGGCGGUUUCCAUGGCUACUACUACUCUAUUUUCUACAUCCACUAUAACUCUCAGGCCCCAACUUCAAUCAAGGUUUGCAUUUCCCGCAGUUCCUUCUACGUUACGGGUUGCUCCACUGCGAACGCUUACACUGGCCACCAUCUCUCAGCCAUCCACCGGCGGCAAAGUUCGCGGUAUCAUGAAGCCACGAAAAGUUUCUCCCGAGAUGGCAGCCAUCGUCGGCGUUCCAGAGAUUUCCCGAACUCAAGCUCUCAAGUACAUUUGGGCUUACAUUAAGGAAAACAAUCUUCAGGACCCUGAAAACAAGAAGCUUAUACGCUGUGAUGAGAAGCUGAAGAAGAUAUUUGCAGGGAAAGAUGAAGUUGGUAUGCUUGAGAUUGCUGGGUUGAUUAGCCCUCAUUUCCUUAAGUGAUGUUAAGGGCCAGUUAGUCUUAUCUUGGCCUGCAACACAGUAGCCUUAGUGUUUUGUUUUUGUUAGUACUAUGGACACCGAACAAGUCUAUGUUGAAGAGUUCGUUUUGAACGAUGUAAUUUCUUCAACAAGCUAUAGCGAGUAGGUUUUUAUUGGGACAUGUUUCUUUUUAAUUUAUUUAUGAAAUUAUUGGAGAUGUUAAAUAUGGUGGUGCUACGUGUACCUUUUUAUUAUCA
This is a messenger RNA of Cicer arietinum (chickpea), 789 nucleotides long. Its product is annotated as upstream activation factor subunit UAF30. Lineage: Eukaryota; Viridiplantae; Streptophyta; Magnoliopsida; Fabales; Fabaceae. The record is from RefSeq and is a predicted model, not a curated record.